Messenger RNA from Trichoderma asperellum CBS 433.97, 435 nucleotides. The record is from RefSeq and is a predicted model, not a curated record. Lineage: Eukaryota; Fungi; Ascomycota; Sordariomycetes; Hypocreales; Hypocreaceae.
GUAAGAAGUAGCGCCAUCGUAGAUCGGGAUGGCUGAAUCUCUAGCUGCUGAUUCGUGUGUUUUACGAAUGGGACACAUUGAUUCGUUAGAUGAGGUUUGGCUCUAGCUUUUCUUGCUUCCCGCCUGCGUCUCAUCUCUCUCUCUUCCCGUGGCUUCGCUCUUUCGCGUUCUCGCGGCUUGUGUGGGCUAAGCUCGGAGGCUUACCCGAAAAUGUAGGCGCAGGGAAAAAGCACGCGAUGCACCCGUUCUUUGCUUAUUAUUUUGCCGUGGUGAUCAUUUCGGAGGCAGCAUGGUUUGUGCUGGUAGCAUGACAGAAUACCCCCCUCCUGGUCGUCAUCAGCAGCAGCAUUGUCGUCGUCAUUAACGCUGUCUUUCUUUUUUGCUGUCAGCAGUUGCUCCCGUAAUAAGCUAGAUUGUGCAAAUGGCUAUAUAAUG